This is a messenger RNA of Ciona intestinalis (vase tunicate), 1096 nucleotides long. NCBI's taxonomy places the organism in Eukaryota, Metazoa, Chordata, Ascidiacea, Phlebobranchia, Cionidae. The record is from RefSeq and is a predicted model, not a curated record.
AAACUUUUGUAUUAGAAAUGAAUAAAAUAAUGAUAAUGUUUCGGUAAUCUUAAGGACUUAAACGUUUAAAAUACAUGAAAAUAAGUGAAAUUCUCGGAUGUCAACUCCCAUAAAAACGGCACACAAAUGUGUGAAGUUCCAGCCGUUGCAACUUCGAUGUGAAUGGAAUGGUUGUCAAGUUAUUCUCGCUGAUCUAAGCCAGUUUUACGAACACUUGAGCAACCAUUUUUAUGCAUUAACCCCAGAAAAUAGUCUUUCCUGCAAAUGGGACAAUUGCACAUUCGUUUGUCAGAAUGGUGUCGAUUUGUUUAGACAUUUAAAUUUCCAUGGAUACCACACCAAAAUAAAAUGGUGGGGUUUAUUAUGCCAUCAAGAAAUCCAGCUUGGUGAAUGCCAUAAUCCUAAUAAUCGUAACAUGAUUCCUGAGUUACCUCACAGCUUCAAAUGCCAGUGGAGUGAUUGCUCGAUGGUUUUUGAAAAUGCUGAUCAAUUUUUUAUACAUGUUUAUGACCACGCAGUAUUAUCUGAAAAAGAAGUUCUCGAAAAUGGAAAAAUUGUUUUUUCCUGUCACUGGACAGGGUGUAAGUAUUAUUAUGAUACACAAGGUAAAACAUCAGCUUGUGUAGCAAGAUCAAAGCUGAAAGAUCAUACGCGAUCACACACAAAAGAGAAAUGUUAUGCCUGUCCAUGGUGCGGGAACUUAUACGUUAAUAAAACUAAAUUUACCGACCAUUUUGAUCGACAAGCUGCAGAAGAAACACAUUCUUUCCAAUGCACUCAUUGUUCAAGGACAUUUUUAACUGAGAGGAUAUUAAAAGAUCAUAUGCGCCAACAUGUAAAUCACUACAAAUGUCCUAAAUGUGAAAUGACGUGUCCUAACCCAUCAUCAUUAAAACACCAUAUUAGAUACAAACAUUCUGAUGAAAGACCGUAUGCCUGCUCAUACUGCCCCUACAAGUCAAAGGAACCUUAUGAUCUUCAAGUUCAUGCCACGUUUCAUCGAAAUGAUUUACUUUAUAAAUGCCACGUUAAAGAUUGUGAUUACGUCGUUCGUUCUCUGCAAAAUCUGAGAUAUCAUUAUCGAACAAAACAUACG